Molecule: messenger RNA, 1353 nt
Organism: Daldinia caldariorum
Lineage: Eukaryota; Fungi; Ascomycota; Sordariomycetes; Xylariales; Hypoxylaceae
Exons: 2
Source: RefSeq, a predicted model, not a curated record
AGCCCCACCAGCGACCGUCGAAUUCAAGAUGAAGGCUGUUUACGCUGCGUUGGCUUUGGCCGCUUCGGUCAUGGCAGGCAAGGACCAUGAGUCUAUUGUCACGGCCACAACCUACGAGACAACUACUGUCUGCCCGAUCACUAACACAGUCACCUAUGGUGGAUCGACCUACGAAGAGACCACUUACACCACAUCAACCGUAGUUGUCACCUCGUGCGCGGGAGGUAACUGCGGAGGUGAGGCUACGGUAACUGCUCCUGAUACCACCGUCGGCACCACCACCGCGGUCGAGGUUACUUACACAACCACGUGUCCUGUCACGGAGACAGUCACCGCUCCUGGCAAGACUUACGUUACGACAUACACCACGACCAGCGUAGCAGUCACCUACGUGGACACCACUCUCGUCGAGACCGUUACUGGGCCCCCUGCUACGAAGACCACGGAGGAUGUUGCUUACACAACUCUGACUUCGCUAUGCCCGGUUACUGAGACCAAGACUCUAGAGGGUUCUACAGUCGUCGUUACAUGGACAUCAACCUCGACCAUUAAGACCGCUGUGCCUACUACUGCUAUUGAAUACACGUCGUAUACCGUUACUAAGCACGUGUCUACUGAGAUCUUCGAGACUGUCACCUGCCCGGAGACAGUCCACACUACCGUGUCGGAGGGUAAGACUAUCUACGUUACCGAGACCGGUACCGAGACGCUCUACACCACUAAGGAGUACACCGUUACGCAGACUCUCCCUGUCACCGAGACCAAGGAGAUUGAUGUGACUGUCACUUCCGAGGCCACCGCGGGCGAGACCGUCACCACCAUCCCGACCGUCUGGGUUACAUACAGCGAUACUACCAUCGUCACCAAGUCCAAGUCUGCCACGACUGUUCCUUACCCUACUACCGUCUCCGUGCCCGUCUCCAGCAGCGCAGCCACCAGCGCGGUCGGUACCACUUACGUCCCUUCGGCCCCUCUUUCUUCCUCCACCAGCGUUCCCCAAGUUCCCUCGACCGCCCUCGCACCCCAGGCUACGCCCGUCGCUGCCAUCUUGGCUUUCGCCGGUCUCGCAGCCCUAUUGUAAGCUUUUGGGGUUCUGCUCUGAAACAUGAUGCAACAACCGAAGCCCAACAACUUAGUUCUUUCUUUUCUUCUAUUAUGAUGAAUAUAGCAUAAAGGGGUCCCUAGCAUAAGCAUGGAACGGUGGUGAUUACACACACACACACACACACACACACACACACACACUCCCAGCUGCGGGUGGAACAGCAUUCAUUUACCGGAAUAAAGGCACAACGGGGAGGGGAGAGGAAACUCAGGUGGCGGCGGCGGGAAAAAAAAGACGAUUUUUCGAUU